This is a messenger RNA of Closterium sp. Naga37s-1, 1584 nucleotides long. The record is from the annotation of a GenBank genome assembly. NCBI's taxonomy places the organism in Eukaryota, Viridiplantae, Streptophyta, Zygnematophyceae, Desmidiales, Closteriaceae.
AUGACGCCUCCUAGCUCCACGCGAGUCCGCGUUCCAGCGUCCAAUAGCGUGCCAUCACCGUCGUCCUCGGCCAAUCAGCGCCGCGUCGACGACAUUCUCUCCCGCUUCUCGCGGUCCGCGUCCGUUGAUGGCGGCUCGUCCACCGAGUCAGUACCCUUCGAGCCGGCGCAGCGGUCAUCGAGCCACUUCAACUCUCCCUCCUCGUCGCGUCGCCUCGCGGUUCGGCUGCUCGUCGACUACUCGGUCCCUUCGCCGAAACUUCCGCCGCGAAAGACGCGGCAGCAGUCGAAUCCCGGCCACAUUUCCCCCUGCUCGCCUUCGUCGCCCGACGCGCGACUCGUUCUCAAAGACCAGCAUCGCGACGAGAGCCGCGAGGAGCGCCGCGAGGAACGGCGCCGCCUGCGGAAGGUUUCGCAGUCGGAGCGCCCCGAAAGGCCGAGCCGCCACCACAACAGUUCCUCAUCGCAGCUCGAGCCUCGUCAGCAGCAGAGGAGCAUUUUAAAGACGUCUCCCCCGCGAGAGUCGGCAUGGGAGGUAUGCGACGCGCUCAGUCACACGAGCGUCGCAGCUGCAAUGGCCGAGUCGCCGUCAUCCCCGCUAACAGCAGCCUCGCGACUCUGUAAAAGCAAGCGCAGCUCAAGCAAGUGUAACGUCGCUGCGGAAGCGGUGGUUGCGGGCCUUGAAGUCACCGCAGCGGCUGCCGCGGCGGCAGAUGCGGCGAGGGAGGGGCAAUGGCUCGCAAGCGGGUUCGAGGAGCUUCAGAAUAAGCUCGAAGCGUUCUCAGUUACCACGCAGCAGCUGGCGGUCUCGCUGGAAGAAGCUCGGAAGGAGGCCCGCGAAUCGCGGGAAGCCAUGGAUGCGGCUCGGGCGGAGCGCGAUUUGCUGGUGGUUGAGAUGGAAGCCACGCUGGCAGCUUGGUCCACGUCGGACGCGGAAAAGGCGGAGGAGCUGGCGCGGGUUGAGGCAGAGAAGAUAAGGACGGAGAUGGAAAAUGGGGAAUUAAAGCGUGAGUUAUCGGAGACUAAGAGGCAGUAUGCGGAGAUUAAGCGGCAGUUGGAGGUGAUGAGAGCAGAGAGGGACGCGGCUGUGACUCAUGCUCGAGUUGCUGUGGCUAGAGCAGCAGCUGCUGGUGCUGGUGGCGCUGGUGCUGGUGGUUCAAGUGAAUCUUUGCCUCGUGAUAGCUCCUCCCACCUCCGCCCUCGACACCCGUGCUUCACUCCCCUCCUCACGGAUCAAGCGGAGGAAUACAACAGCAAUGGCAACAGCAGCUCUAGUUUUGCAGGAAGCAGUGCCGGCAGCAGCACCAGCACUCGCAGCCCUACUUCCGGGAAGUCCAGGGGUGAGUUAAGAGGCAAGUACAGCUCAAGCGGUGCAACUGGCAGCAGCAGCAGCUGCAGCCUCUCUGAAAUCCUGACUCGGGAACCACAGGGGUCGUCGCAGGUGGCGGCUGGGGGAGGAGGCAGCAGUGGGGGGUUGAAGAAGAUGCAUAGGUCUCAUGAUGCGCUGCCGGCGUAUGGGAAUGUGGAGGAUGGGAGGAUAGUUGUCCCCCAGAAGCACGUUCAGUGGUCUGAGCAGUGCUGCUGA